CAGUUUUAGGUCUCUCUCCUCUCUCUCAUCCGUCUUCUCUCUCCUAGGGCUUUCUCUCUCCUCUCUCCAGAAGGGCAAAAACCCUAAAGAGCUGUUUUAGUUGUACAACUCCCCAAGUAAUUCUCUAAUGGAUGAUGAUGGGGGAUUGAACAUGCGCAAUUGGGGAUAUUACGAACCGGCCUUUAAAGGGCAUCUCAAUCUGCAGCUCAUGUCAUCCGUGGCAGAGCGCGACACUAAACCCUUUUUACCUGGCCGGGAUUCUCCCUUGAUGGUUAGUGCCAAUGGAGCCUUUCACCCAAGGGAUUGCAUGGUUUCUGAAGCACCAGUACACAUGGACUAUGUGAGAGACAGUUGGAUAAACCAAAGGGAUAAGUUCCUAAAUAUAUUACCUGGAAACUCAAAUUUUCAGGUUCUUCCAGAAGCUCCCCUUGGAAAAGAGAAGUUUUACCAUUCGACUGAAGCUCAUCCCAUGCAGAUUAUACAGCAGCCUGAACCAUCAAAAGAUGAGAGGGCUGGCAGGAUGGAAGAUUCAGACCUUAAAAAGGAAGGCGGCCCUUUGAAGAAAAGGACAGGUGGUGGAGCCCCUAAAACCCCAAAAAUUAGGAAGACUAAGAAGGGGCCUUCUGUGCCAAAGGAUGGUACUAACUCUUCUGUUCAACGUGUGAAACCAGCGAAGAAAAAUAUGGAUGUUGUCAUAAAUGGGAUUGAUAUGGACAUUUCUGGAAUUCCUAUACCUGUUUGCUCAUGCACAGGAAACCCACAGCAAUGUUAUCGUUGGGGAUGUGGUGGUUGGCAAUCAGCUUGUUGUACCACAAGUAUAUCAAUGUAUCCGUUGCCUAUGAGCACCAAACGGCGUGGCGCAAGGAUAGCUGGACGGAAAAUGAGUCAAGGUGCGUUCAAGAAGGUGUUGGAGAAGCUUGCAGCUGAAGGUUACAAUUUUGCCAACCCAAUAGAUUUGAGGCGUCACUGGGCAAAACAUGGUACCAACAAGUUCGUAACAAUCAGGUAGAUUUGCAUGGUGGGUAAAGUUACCGGGAGGCAGGUUGCAUUUGGUCUGUUUCACCUGUAUAUAUCUAUGGCCUUUUGCAGUGGUUUAUCAGAUACUUUUCCAGUCCAUGAAUUUUCACAGUCAUGAUACAUGUUUUUGAAAUUCAGACAUCUGUGGUUCUUGAGAACUGUUGUUAGUUUUCCUUUUCUGCUUGUGUUUCAAGGGCUACCAAUAUUUUCUGCCCUCCAGGAUUUAGGAUUAUGGACAAAUUAUUAUUUACUGGAUCCUUUUGGAGUAAUCUCCUUUAAUCGUUAAAUCUAACAUUUGGGAGAAGCAAUUGAAUGCUCAUUUCUCCUAUUUUGUUUCACUGA
Vitis riparia (riverbank grape) is the source of this 1359-nucleotide messenger RNA. Its product is annotated as protein BASIC PENTACYSTEINE2-like. Gene Ontology annotation, biological process: response to ethylene. Gene Ontology annotation, molecular function: DNA-binding transcription factor activity; sequence-specific DNA binding. The record is from RefSeq and is a predicted model, not a curated record. NCBI's taxonomy places the organism in Eukaryota, Viridiplantae, Streptophyta, Magnoliopsida, Vitales, Vitaceae. Gene Ontology annotation, cellular component: nucleus. The transcript has 2 exons. The coding region runs from base 128 to 1009 and encodes 293 amino acids.